Molecule: messenger RNA, 558 nt
Organism: Trichoderma breve
Lineage: Eukaryota; Fungi; Ascomycota; Sordariomycetes; Hypocreales; Hypocreaceae
Exons: 1
Coding region: 1-558 (185 amino acids)
Biological process (GO): tRNA-type intron splice site recognition and cleavage; tRNA splicing, via endonucleolytic cleavage and ligation
Cellular component (GO): tRNA-intron endonuclease complex
Molecular function (GO): tRNA-intron lyase activity; nucleic acid binding
Source: RefSeq, a predicted model, not a curated record
AUGCCAGAGGAGGCCUUCUUCCUCUCCUUUGGCCUUGGGGUUCUGGAAAUCACGGAUCCUGCGUCUGGCAGAGUGCUGUCGCGCCAAGACCUCUUUAAUCUGUUCCGGCAAUACUCUUACUUCCCUCCCCGAAACGGUCCAGACGAGCCUGACCUCGAGCCCGAUGACGGAUUCCUUGUCCAUUAUGCCGUGUACCAUCACUUCCGAUCUUUGGGGUGGGUGCCUCGAGCGGGCAUCAAAUUUGGAGUCGACUGGCUGCUGUACGCCAGGGGACCGGUGUUUGACCAUGCCGAGUUUGGACUGAUUGUGAUCCCCUCGUACUCAGAUGCUUGGUGGAAAAAAGAGGGCAAACAAGGCCCUCGGAAACCGUGGUCAUGGCUGCACAGCGUUGUACGAGUCCUGUCCCACGUCACCAAGAGUUUGGUGCUGAUCUACGUGGAUGUGCCGCCUCCUCACAAGUUUGAAGAAGCGCUCAAGGAUGGCAUCACGGAGGCCAUGAAGUUGUACAAGGUCAGAGAGGUCAUGGUAAAGAGAUGGUCGAGCAAUCGAAACCGAUGA